Cooperia oncophora is the source of this 621-nucleotide messenger RNA. Lineage: Eukaryota; Metazoa; Nematoda; Chromadorea; Rhabditida; Trichostrongylidae. The record is from the annotation of a GenBank genome assembly.
CAGUUCGAGGUAUCAUGGUAUGAACGUUAUGGAAACGAGUCAAUACCAUAUUUUCCAAUUCCAAAAUUCUACGCCGCCGAAAAUGUUACUGUACCGGAGACUGGCAUCAUUAUUAUGGAAGAUUUGAGUGAACGUGUAAAAGCUAUGGACUUUAUUCCAGGAUUUUCGUUCGAUCAGAUCGAAAGACUAAUGGACGCUCUGGCCGGGUUUCAUUACCACUUCAUAUCGAAGAAGGACCAGUCAUGGGUUGACGAAUUCGACCGUGCCUCCGAGGUUGAUACGGACUUCCAAAACCUACAGUACGAAUCUGCGCUCAACUUCGAAAACAUUUGUCCAGAAAAAUUCGCAGGAAAAGUAGCACCUUUGAAAGAGCACUUCAGUAAUGAGGCAGCAGUAAGAGCUCUCUACUCCUACAAAGAGCUAGGUGUUCCUCCAGUUUUGGUGCAUUUUGAUUUGAAUCCCACAAACAUCUUAUGGGACCCAAAUCCAGCAAAAUCGAAUGAGCUUGUCGCAGUCAUUGAUUUCCAACAGCUUCAUACUGGGAACUUCGCCGAGGAUAUUGUUCGAGUCUUGAUCAUUUCGUUAUCGCGUAAUGAUCGAAGUCUGAUGACUGAAAGGUAG